Molecule: messenger RNA, 2749 nt
Organism: Drosophila albomicans
Lineage: Eukaryota; Metazoa; Arthropoda; Insecta; Diptera; Drosophilidae
Product: myb-like protein I
Exons: 2
Coding region: 341-1624 (427 amino acids)
Source: RefSeq, a predicted model, not a curated record
UUUCGUGCGAGACAGACGUGGGGUAGACUUCAGAGCUGGUUACAAAUUAAUGACACAACUUUGGCGCGACUCCCGCAGACAACAAUCGAAGUGAAAAAAGAGCAAAAAGAAAAACAACCCAAAUUGAAAAGUGCAUGGCAAAUUAAAAGAAAAAGUGGCGUGUGAAGCAACUGCAACUGCAACUGUAACAAGUGCAGCAGAAAAGCUCAUUGUGUUUUUUUAUGCGCGAAGAAUCGUUGAAAAGUUUUGCGACUUUUCAAAAGUGUUACCAAGUGUAACACUAAGAUUUAUAUAGAUACAGAUAUUGUUAUCCGAGAGUUACGAAGCUCAGCAAGUGGACAUGUCUGCGUCUAAAUUAGAGCAGCACUCAAAGCCCAUACUGAGUCCAACACGAUCCCUUGACGAAGGUUUCGAAAGUGAUCCGGAUCGGGUUUCAACUGAUUCAGAGCAUCAAACAAGUGCAACUGCCAACAGCAGUAGCAACAGUAACAACAAUAACAAUGCAAGCAAGUUGGCGCUGCUCAGUUCAGCGGCAACUGGCGGUGCCAGCAGCAACACUACUAACAAUAGCAACAACAGCAACAUCAGCAGCAACAGCAGCAGCAACAACAACAAUAAUAACCUGACCGAGAAGUCAGCAACGCGAGUCGUUGCAGGCGGUGCACUUAGUCUGGCCGCACCGCAGCUACAGCGGCGUGAAUAUUACAAGGAGCAACUGCAUCAUCCACAGCAACAACAACAAUCACAGCAACAUCAACAUCAGCAUCAACAGUCGCAACAGCAGCAACUGAAGCAUCAACAACAGCAGCAGCAGCAACAACGCCUGCAGUAUCAGAAACAACGACAGCCUUUGGUGGCCAGCGCCGCCUCGAGCAUUCAUAAUCAUCGACUGACCAGCGGCGUCACAGUGGGAGCCGGCGCUGCUGCCUCCGCAGCGGCCGGAUAUAGACGCGGACGACGUCUGCACGUGACGCCGCCAGCCCGGAGCGCUCUGCGCUCGCAUUCCGUGGAUGCAAUUGGACGCCAGCGACAUGGCUACGAUCCCAGCAGCCUCAUACUGAAGCACGACGGCAACGGCAAUGUGAGUAGCUGCAGCAGCGCCGGUGUCAUCUCUAGCAACAGCCGCAUGCUCAACUACAAGAGCACGGCGUCCGGGGCAGUUGGUUCCGUGACUGCGGCAUCUGCUGCCGGCGGUCAGGCAGCGCUGCUUGUGCAGCCAAUAUCAAGUGCAACCCUGUCGCCGUUGGUGGCAGUCGGAGUGGAUGGAGUUGGUGUGGAGGCUGGCGGGUCAUCGCCAGUGAUUGCAUCCGCCACGCAUAGCUUGUACACCUUCUAUCCGGCGGAGGGAAAUCUGCAGGUGUGGCAAACGGAAUGCGGCGAUCUGACCUACAAGUCGUCAAGGAAUAUGCAUCAACUGCACAAGGCGCCGGUGUGUUGGACCCAAUCGAUACCCAGGCAAGCUAGAAGGUAUGUACUGGUUCCUUCCCUUAAUAUAAAAUUAAAGUUCUAUUUAACAUUCGGCUGGGUAAGUGCAAUCAUUCAAGGUUUCUCUUUGUGCGCUCACUUAUGUAUAUCUUCCAUCUUCAUGACAGUCCAUUCAAUUUAUAAGAUACUAUUUAGAUAGAGUCGUCUGUCUUUUAUUCUAAAAAAUUAGUUUGCUUAUCAAUCGUGCGGCAUCAUGUAUUGUUUGACGAGACACUCAGAAAGAGAAUUGGCGACAAAAGGUCUGUUUAAGUGCGCGCAAUUAGAAACACAAUUGUAUCUCUGAGCUGUGGUCUGCGGCCGGGUUCAUGACUUCAUUUGUAAACGAAAGCGAAAGAGCAGCAAAAAGUUGAAAAAUGUAUAUUUUGUUUUUCUAUUACGUUCACUUUUUUUUUUAGCCGUGCGAAAAGUUUUUACUUUUACUUGUUGAUUCUUUUUGCCCAUAAUUAAAACAUAACAGCAAUAUGAAAAGCUGGCUACUUUAUAGCUAUAAUUACACAGUUUCUUUUUACCGGACCGGACCCUGCGACUUUAAUUAAUAUUGGCAGAUUGUAAAAUGUACAAUGUGGUCGCUGUGGUGCGAGUGUGGCAAGUGACAUUCAAAUGGCCUUUAAACAGAUGUAUAAAUUUGAGGCAUUUUAUCAAUUACAAAACAAUGAAGUGCGAUAAGUAAACUCAAUAUUCAACAAUAACUUUCUCAAGUGCUUGGUACUCAAUCAAUUGAGACGAUUUAACAAAAGAUACGCUGAAAUAAUUACAAAGCCAACCACAAGAUCAUGAAAUACAAGCCUCAAUGCGCGUCUCUUCCAAAGACAAGUUCCAAGCCCCUGUCUCCUCUCUCUGUGAUUCAAAAACGAAAAAAAAAACAUAACAAACAAUAAUUGUCAAGCAAUUUGAAUUUGGAAAGUAAAAGUCAGAAGUGUGUGUCGGCUGGACUGUCAACUGUUGGGUCAAACCUCCGCUCUCGAAUUGAUCUUUGGCUUCAUAUAUGCUUAUUAAGUUUUUGUCGAGACUUGUUUGUCAUGUAAUCAAACUCACUCGCAUGCAUCAAUUGUUCAAUUAGUCGGCUCAAUCAUGCAAUCAGUCGAGACGUAACAGCGGCUAACCAAACGCAAAAGCAAACGCAUGCAUUAAAUUGCCUCGAAGCCAUUGGCAAAUGGUAUAGUUUACCAUACAGCCAACUCCCAAUAGACGGCUGUUUCUUAUGGUUCAUGGUCUUUGGUAAUGAUACUUAACGCUCUCUUGUUCUAUACUUGUAAAAUUAAUU